Molecule: messenger RNA, 847 nt
Organism: Lycium ferocissimum
Lineage: Eukaryota; Viridiplantae; Streptophyta; Magnoliopsida; Solanales; Solanaceae
Exons: 2
Coding region: 272-691 (139 amino acids)
Source: RefSeq, a predicted model, not a curated record
UUUUUCAUUGUGUCCGACAAAUUUAACGAUAGAGUUUGAUAAAUAUUUGAUGGAAACUAAAAGUAUAUAACUUUUUACAAAUUUAAAGGAUCAAAAUAUUUCAGUGCAUACUUAAGUUACUAUUUUGAACCUACUCUCAAACACAAGGGUUUAUUUUUUGUCAGUUUUCUAUUUUAUCUACACUGCUAAUGACUUUUCUUUUUGUCCCCCUUGUUCGGAUUUUUAGCAUUCACAUACUGGACAGUGGGCAGCAUUCACAUAACCCCUUCUCAUGACUUUAGUUUACAAUUUUCAUCCCCAAAAUAUAUUGUUCCCAAAUUCUUGCUGGAGAAAACCAAUUUCCCAACGAAGAAAACUGCAAAUAGUGAAUGCCCAAAAUAAGAAGAAAUGUUUGCGUUGCAAUACUCUUUAUGAAGACAAAGAUAAUUCCCCCACUGCCUGCUCUUUCCAUGGCCACACCAAUGGAGAUAAAGGACUAUUUUCCCUAGCACCACCUCACCAAGGGAUCGAUGGAGAAUGGAGCGAUGGAUCUGGAGUAAUCGUCUAUAAAUGGAACGACAAGGAUAAGAGGCCAAAUACAGGAAGAAAUAACUGGAAGAGAUGGAGUUGUUGUUCUGAGUAUGAUGAAAAUGCUCCACCUUGUAGGCAAGGAUGGCAUGUCUCGUACGAUGAUGGUUUCACAUUAUACUAGUAUAUGUAAAUUUGUUUCAAUUGCCCUGGGAAUGCGAUGUCAUAUAUAAAAUCUUGUACAAAUGCCUCAAAGCAGCAACAACCUCGAAGCACUUAUAAGAAUUUUGUAUAUUUUUCAUAGUUGUGUAAGGAAACUAAAAGAAAUAGCUUCCUGAUG